UAGAGGGCAGCAAGGUGAUGUUACAAAAUGGCAACUUUGCGGAAGUCGGAGUCUGCUUGUGGUGCUGUAGCUUAGAAGGAAUUAGAUUACUGCACAGAAAAAGCCCACAAAGGGCACAUAUCUUACUAUGGGGUCUCGUUUGAAGGAAAAUCCCGAGCAUAUUUUUGAAUGCUUUUUUGAGGUAGCAGCACCUAAGGACACAGAUUCUAAGCCAGAAAUUGUUUCAAUAUACCCAUUAGACUUUGAUGAUGAGGGCUGCAAGAAGGAGUUGCCUCGUUUCUGCUUCCCAUGUGAUACAAGUUUUACUCCUGCUGGUCAGUUGUUCACAUUUGUGUUGACGGACAUUGAAAGCAAGCAAAGGUUUGGAUUCUGCCGGCAUCCACCAGGAGCAAAAACUUGUCUCUGCAUACUAAGUUAUUUACCAUGGUUUGAGAUUUUCUACAAAACUCUGAAUACUCUUGGUGAAUUACAUAAUAAGUCACAGGUGGAUGAUGUACACCUUGUGCUUAAUGAAUUGUAUAAAAUGGACGUGCCACAACCAGGCAGUGUAUUGCAUAUGAUAGAGGCUGAGCAGUUAUUGGACCUACACAACUUAAAGGUUCCUGAUCCAAAUAGUUUACCGAAAGUACCAGAAAAUAGGAAUAUAACUGAAUACUUCAAUGCAGUCAACCCAAAUAUUAUGAUGCACAUCUUUGCCAGUUUACUCUAUGAACGAAGGGUUCUUAUAACAUCUAGACGCUUAAGUUUACUUACUGCCUGUAUUCAUGGUGCUGCACAGCUGAUAUAUCCACUACACUGGCAACAUAUAUUUAUACCGGUGAUGCCGCCCCACCUACUGGAUUACUGCUGCGCACCCAUGCCGUACCUUAUAGGGGUUCAUUCUUCACUUAUGCAGAAGGUUAAGAAAAUGCCGCUGGAUGAAGUACUUGUGCUUGACGCAGACAUUAAUGAUUUUGAGAGUCCAUACAAUGAUUUAGAGAAACUUUCAUCAGAUGUUGUGAAUCAACUAAAGAAGAAUCUUCGGAACAAUGCGACUCAACUUGGAGAUGGUAUUGCACGCUCCUUUAUGAAGGCUCUGGUGCCAAUCAUUGGUAACUACAGGGCAGCAAUAAAGCAACAGGAUACCAGUAAAUUUGAGUUUGAAGAAGAGUUAUUUAUCAAACACAGCCCAACUAACAUGCACACCUUUCUGGAGACGCUGCUUCAUUCUCAACACUUUCAAGAAUUCAUUGGGGACCGACUGAAUGACUUAAAUGCAAAGAGGGGUUAUAACGACAUAUUUGAGGAAGAAAUUCGUGCUGCUAGUACUGAAAAAGAGAAAAAUAAAAUGAAAGAUGCGUUUUUAAAUAUGAAGACUGAUAGUAGGGCAUUGAUAAAUAAAGUGCAAAAGAAGAUUUCCUCAAAUCAUAGCGUAAAGGGUAACAGGGCAAAUCCUGCAAUGAAGCAUAUGGUUCAGCAGACAAAGGACUUUGCAAAAACAGGUGUGAAAGAAUUCAAAGGCAUGAAGACUAAGCUCAUUAAAUCAAAGGAUGAUUUAGACACAGGACAUUCUAUUCAACAUCUCAAGAUAUCGGGGCCUAUUCCCACAAGGCGGAGUAACCCAAGUUCACCGUCCUCAAGUCCAAAUUUAAGAAGGACUCUGAAGCCCACCUUUGUAGCAGGAACGAACUCACAACGUCCAAGAACGGUGGCCAUUACACCCAAAGAUGUGAUGCAUAAAACUAAUGCUAGCGAUAAAAUCAGAUCUUAUAGACCAAUUGAGUUCCAUGACGGAUUUGAUGAUAUCCUGGGCAAAGACACACUGUUUAGUAAUAAAGAGUUAAACUCAAUACUCAAGAAGUUGGAUAAAGAUAGUACAGACUCAAGCUCCGAAAGCUCAUAUGCAGAUGAUGAAAAGAAACCAACUGAGGUCCCGAUCCCAAUGCCUAGAAAGAAAAAAAUAAAUUCAUUUAAUCAACAAGGACCUGGUAGCAACACCUCAAACGAAUCACUAAAACCUGGCACAUUACUUCAACAAAGCAUGCUAGCAUCUCAGCCCCCUACUGCACCUCCCCGCAGGCCAAAAAAAGCCACAAAUGGUAGCAUACCUACAAGAAGCCUAUCUUCCAAUUUUGUUCAAUCAAACACUAACAAAAACGCUUGCACUUCUGAUUCGUUGAUUGAUAUAUCUGAUUGGAACUCAUUGGAUCCAGUUUCAAAAGAAAUCACUCUACGUACGUCCAGGUCCGCGGAAAAAUUGACAGCAUUUGCUGACAACUUUACUGACUAUAACUAUACUGAUGUCCAGGGAUCAGAGACUGGAGUGUGCAACACAUCUACAGAAAACAUGCUUCUUGAAAUAUUCAGUGAGGCUUCUAAAACUGCACAGUUAGAACCACCAGUGAGGCAAAUGCGAACAAACAACAGUAGUCCAAACUUGAAUACGUACAGUGCCCCACCAGUCCAGACAAAUCCGUUUGCACUUAACGUUCCUCCGUCACCUCAGAUAAACUUUACUGGAAUUCAUGAGCAGCAUUCUCCAAAUACAAUGAGUUCGUUUCAUCAACAGUACCCCUGUCAAACAUCGGGUACCACUUUGUUGUCGCUAGCGGGCGGCCAAACAAACUCUGGCAAAAGGAAUUCAAACCCAUUUCAAACUUCACCAACCACAAAACAGUCAGAUCCAUUUGAGGAUUUAGUAUCUAUACAAAAAAGCUAUGUUAGCUCUACUUGUGGGAAGUCCACAUAAUGUACGUAAUAUUGCAAUACACUGUGUAUUUUGUUGCUGUUUUACUGCACUGUACCUGAGCCACCAUCCUGUCAUCAUGUAUGAUUGUCCAUUUGUAAACGUCGGUUCUGUAUUUCAAUGCUGUAGUACUCAUGAUUUGAACUGUCAGCAGAUAUGUGUGAUCCAUAAAGUUAGGAAUACUGAAGUGUUAACUAUGAAAGACGGAGAUGGAUUGAAUUUGUAUCUGUGUGCAACAAGUGGUGUGAAUUUGCACUAUAGUAUUCUUAUUAGACCUCUAUGGUUGUUUAAAUAACCUAGUUUUCUGGUUAUUGCCUCAAGUUUUGGAUGUGUGGGAAAAGCACUAAGCGUGAGCCCUCUGUUGUUAUUAUACUAAUUAGGAUUGUGUGCAAUGCUCAGUAAAGCAAAUAAAUAUAUCAAUUGAACUAAUAACCACGUUUUAGAAUGAAUCCCUUUCAACAAAGCUUUCUCCAGCAGUGGUUACAACAACAAAAUAAACCAGCAGUAUCUUUCUAUGUAUGUUAAUAUCCAAUAUAAAUCAAACAUAGAGAGAAUACAAUAUAUAGAUGAUGUAUAUAUAUAUAUAUAUGUGGAAAAACAGUAUUCCAUUAGUUUAAAUAUUAAAUUCAUUUUGAUUGUUUAUUAUUUUAUUCUUCGGUCCAUUGCAUUAGUAUAUGAUAUUUAUAAAGGACGAGAAAUUAUUUUCCAAAUCUCUAUUUAAAUUUUUCAUUUGAUUAGGCCUGUGUCUGGAAUUAGUUAUAUGGAGCUAUUAUUUAACAUACAUGGUCAUAUUAUAUAAUUAUAAAUGUUUAAAGAAGUAAAUAUAAUUAUUUAUGUGUUAAGUAUAAGAAUCGCCCCAAACAGUAUCUGAUUUUGUGACAUCAUAUAAUAUGAUAUUUGCUGUGACACUUUAAAACCCAAGAAUAAAAGAAGCAAUCAGUAUAUUUGAAGGUUGAAAAUAG
Anneissia japonica is the source of this 3687-nucleotide messenger RNA. RefSeq names its product DENN domain-containing protein 1B-like. The transcript has 21 exons. Lineage: Eukaryota; Metazoa; Echinodermata; Crinoidea; Comatulida; Comatulidae. The coding region runs from base 128 to 2728 and encodes 866 amino acids. The record is from RefSeq and is a predicted model, not a curated record. Gene Ontology annotation, cellular component: cytosol; intracellular membrane-bounded organelle. Gene Ontology annotation, biological process: endocytic recycling; endocytosis. Gene Ontology annotation, molecular function: guanyl-nucleotide exchange factor activity; phosphatidylinositol phosphate binding.